AACUUUUCCAUUCUGUCUUCUUCUUCUUCUUGCUUCCUUGAUUAAAGACCCAACAAAACCAAACUUCCCCAUCACAAAAGUUCAUAGCUUUAUUCCACAAUGGCACUGGAAGAAGGAGAUUCAUUAUUCAGUUCACUGAAAUUACAACAACAAGAAGAACAAAGAGAGAGGCUGAUUGUAGUGAGCGGUCCUUGCAAGGUGGUUGAGUAUUUGCAGCCAGUAAUGUCAAAAGAGCUUCUCUGUAAGUUCCCAGACAACUCUGCCUUCGAUUUCGACUACACGCAGAGCUCGAUAUGGUCUCCGCUGGUCCCGCGGCUUACGCUCCGAUGGAUUUGGACUUCGAUUUCGAUUUCAUGACCCCGAGAAAGCUCACAUUUGAUCAAGUGGAGUUGGAGUCCAACAAUCAAAGUAGCAGCAUCAAGAAAGUGGGUUCUAGUGGUAAGAAGAAGAUGUGCACUGCUGGGUUUAAUCUUAACUUGAGUGCAUUGAAGAAGAAGAAGAAGUGGAAAAGCAAGAAGAACAAGAUGGCAUUGGUACCUGAUUUCUCUCCAACUCCUGUUAAGGGUAAUUGUUACCCCAUUGCCUCAAAGGUAUGGAAUAAGGUGCUGAAAGCUGCCUCUAAGCACUUCAAGAAGAAGAAGAGAGAUCCAAUGGCCCAUGUGAGGCUCUCCAAUUCUAUCAAAGAGGGAAAUAUCUGAAGCCUUCCACUUCCACUUCCUCAUUUGUAAUUCUUU
Messenger RNA from Rosa rugosa (rugosa rose), 734 nucleotides. RefSeq lists its product as uncharacterized. NCBI's taxonomy places the organism in Eukaryota, Viridiplantae, Streptophyta, Magnoliopsida, Rosales, Rosaceae. Bases 294 to 698 code for a protein of 134 amino acids. The transcript has 2 exons. The record is from RefSeq and is a predicted model, not a curated record.